UUGCUAAUUCAACAUAUGCAUUUGGAGAAGUUUGAAAAGUAUGUGUUUGCUUUUUUCUUUUCCUUUGAUUGGUUAAUGGUAGCGUGAUCUAGUAUAGUACUGGCAUAGGAGACAUACCCUGCUCACUCUGUUUCCCUGCAAAAAAAGUUGUUGCCUUUUGAUUAUGAUAUUUAGAAGAGAUUUUUUUUCAUCUAUGUGGUGUGCAUAUCUGUUUUGAGAUACUAAGAAAUUGUGUGGUUACGUGAAUGGGGACUUUUUCAAUUAUUGUGCAAUGCAAUUAUUGAAAGUCUUCUUUUUCAAAGGAUGUAAAAAUAGUAGUAUUAUAAUUACUGCCGUAAUUUUGGUGACUUAAGGACAAAUAGUAUUAUGGUUUCACCUUUUUGUCAUGUUUGGCCAUUUGUAUAGCAUUUUGGCCAUGUGUACCAGGCACCAGUUGUGAUGCUUCUUCUUAUAUUCUGAUUUUCAAAGAACUGGACUGUCUAUGAGUUAUGCAUCUUAAGUUGAUUGGGUCAAUUGAGUAAAGGGAUUGCUAAAUGAGAACAGAGUGAAGGCAUGUUGUCAAACAACUCUGGCUUCGCUGGUAACUGCAUUAUUAACGGUGAUGCAAAUUAUAAGUCAGAGAGCCCACUGAAGGAUCUGUAUGAAAGUGCACCGAAGGUCAGAAAACCUUACACAAUCACCAAACAAAGAGAAAAAUGGACAGAGGAGGAGCAUCAAAAGUUUCUUGAAGCCUUGAAGCUUUAUGGUCGAGGUUGGCGUCAAAUUGAAGAACAUGUAGGUACUAAAACUGCUGUUCAGAUUCGAAGUCAUGCUCAGAAGUAUUUCUCUAAGGUUGUUCGGGGUUCAACUGCAAGUGUUGAAGGCUGCAUGAAACCAAUUGAGAUUCCUCCACCAAGGCCAAAGAGGAAGCCCAUGCAUCCUUACCCUCGUAAAUCUGUUGAUUCCUUUAAUGGAACAUCAGUUCUAAAUCAACUAGAAAGGUCUCCAUCCCCAAAUUUUGCUGCAACUGAUAAAGGAACAAAAUCUCCUACAUCAGUUUUGUCUAGUCAUGGUUCAGAUGCAGUCGGCUAUGAUGCAUCUGACCAUCAUCAUAACAGGUCUCCUUCGUCAACCUCAUGUACAACUGAUAUGCAGUCAAUCAGUCUAUCUCCUUCAGAUAAGGAAAAUUGUUACUUGAUGUCCAGCUCAUCUGCUGAUGAGAAGAUAUCAUUGCAAGGAAAUCAGUUAUCUGCUCAAUCGAAUGUGGAGAACUUCUCCGUGAAAAUUGAACCAGGUUGUAAGGACACUGCAUGCAAUAACAAAGAAGCCAAAUCAUCAACUUCAACAAGUUUCAAGCUGUUUGGAAGGACGGUGUUGUUACCAGAUUUUGAGAAGGAAUCUCCUUCUGGUACUGAGGAUUCUGAAACAUUAAAAACUGAUGAAGGGCAGGAAUUAGACAUAAAUUUGUCUCUCGGUGGAUUUGUUAGUCCAUUGGAAAGCUUUCCUCCAAUCAACCAAACAGAACAACAGAAAGAAAGCUCUAAUAUUGUGGAUGCUGGUGCUCAAAUGCUCUGGUGGUCUAUGCCCCAAGUGCCCAUUCAUUACCAAGCAGCAUACAAUCCAAGCAGAGAUCAAACACCUCCAAAAAUGGAAGAGAAGGAAAUUAAGAAGGAAAGAUCUUGUUCUGAUUCAAACGAGGGAUCAUCUAGCGGGGUGGAAACCGGGGGAGACAGAAACAUAGAGGCUGUUAAUUCCUUUUCUCAAGAACCACAUAGUAAAGGAAGUGUUGAACAGUGCAAUUCUAGGAAGGGGUUUGUACCAUACAAGAGAUGCUUAGCAGACAGAGAUAAUGCCUCAACAGCUACCAGCGACAGGGAAAGACGGAAAAUUCGAGUUCGCUGACAAUUUUCCGCACCUCGGUUCUCCUUCACCCACAUGUAGUUAUAGCAUUCUUGACCAGAAUCUGGAGAAUGGUUUAGAGAACUGGAAAGGGUGAAAGGAUCAAAAUCCUUUUACCUUUGCCAUUUUGAUUUGUUACAAUUUCCACUAGGCUCCCACCAUUUCUUUCCUUCUGAAGUUAUCUGAGAGCUUUCCAAGUUGAUUGGGACAUUUUGCAUUCUCUUCUCUCAUCCGCCCUGAUGUUAAAGAAUUACUUAGAACAGUAGUAGAGGAGCAAUGGCAAGCAUUCAUGUUGGAUUUUUAAUCAGUUUGGACCUAACAAGUGUCUAUGCACCAAGUGCACCCCAGUUUGUUUAGAGCAUUACUGCAUUUGGUUUGCUUUCUAGCAAAUAAUUGUAACUUUAUUUUUAGAAAAUAAAUUUUAUUUAUAUUCUUUCAAA
This is a messenger RNA of Humulus lupulus (European hop), 2318 nucleotides long. RefSeq names its product protein REVEILLE 7-like. Lineage: Eukaryota; Viridiplantae; Streptophyta; Magnoliopsida; Rosales; Cannabaceae. Gene Ontology annotation, molecular function: DNA binding. Bases 553 to 1881 code for a protein of 442 amino acids. The transcript is spliced from 6 exons. The record is from RefSeq and is a predicted model, not a curated record.